UGGUGCUGCGACGUAGAGGUUGGCUCCCCCGUCCACGACUCCGGCGGCCGAAGCCGGCGACGAAGCCCCAGCAGCUAGCACCCUCUCCAUUUCGUGCCCGCUCCGUCUUCGACCGUGCGUACUGACGGGGAUUCAGUACGUGCUAUGGAUCCUGUUACUAGUUCGGCCUCCCACCCAAGAAACGUAAGAGAAGAAAGAGAAAUGCCCGGCCGCGGCCGCCACCCAAGAAAUGACCGUCGCCGUCGCCGAAUCAUCUCACGCCACCUUACCCAAGUCCCGCGAAACUUCCCCCACGCCCUCGAACUGCCUCCUCAACACCUAAGCCUCCUUCCCUCUCGGCCUCGCCGCCGCGCGCCUUGUGUUCGACCAAAUGCCCCGCCAGGACGCCGCCUCCUGGAACUCCCUCCUCGCCGUGCAUCCCGCCUCCUUAGAGGCAUGCAUGCGCGGGGACUCGCUGCCAGUACCUUUUCCCUCGGCUCCGCUCUCGGCAAGCUGCCCUGCUCUCGGCACUCAGCUGCAAUUAUACUGAAGAUGGGAUCUGCGUUCAAAGCAUUGAACACCCAGGUUGCACAUGUGAUGCUAAAUUCUUGGAAACUGGAGAUGUUGUUAACUGCAUUUUCUGAUCGAAUUGUGAAGAUAUGGACAACCAGACAUAAUAGAUUCUGCACUGAUGAGGAACUUGCAGCUGAUACAGAUCUUAUUUCUCAGUAGACACUUUACAGGUUGGUUUCUAUUGCUUCCUGAAUUUUCCGUAUUUCUGUCAAGUUUUGACAUCUUAUGCUUAGAGUGACCGUCCUUGUCUCCUUGUUACCAUAUU
Molecule: messenger RNA, 817 nt
Organism: Triticum urartu
Lineage: Eukaryota; Viridiplantae; Streptophyta; Magnoliopsida; Poales; Poaceae
Source: RefSeq, a predicted model, not a curated record